UCCAUUUAUGAAUGAAUGGUAAGUUUGAAAACAUAUGAUAUAUGAUAUAUGUUACAUUCAUAGGGUAGGAUAAGACUUCAAGAUGGUUGAAUGUUCGGUCCAUAUAUACAAUGACCUUAAUUGCUUCCUUAUAUAACUCCAAUAGAAUAUAAACUAUUUACCAAUCUAUCACAUCAAUUCAAACAUUAAGCUUAUUUUCCAAUACAUUCCAUAUAUAAUGGGAGUAGAAAGAAUCCAAACCUUGGCUUUCAGUAACCAACUUAAGGAGCUUCCACCACAGUUCAUUCGCCCAGUUAAUGAGCGUCCUGAGAACACUAAAGCUGUGGAGGGUGUAACCGUACCCGUGAUUUCUCUCUCUCAACCACACCAUCAUCUCCUCGUGAGGGAAGUCGCCGAGGCGGCUUCCCAAUGGGGAUUCUUCCUCUUGACCAACCACGGCAUAUCCCCGUGGCUGUUCAAACUGUUGCAAGAGGUGGGGGAGCAGUUCUUUGCCCUGCCUCAGAAGGAGAAAGAGGCUUAUGCUAAUGACCCUUCUAAUGGGAACUUUGAAGGUUAUGGGACAAAGAUGACCAAGAACCUUGAAGAGAAGGUGGAGUGGGUUGACUAUUUUUUCCAUAUCAUGGCUCCUUCUUCUAAGGUCAACUAUGACAAGUGGCCCAAAAACCCUCCUUCCUAUAGAAAUUUUAAUUUAUAUUUUUUAAAAGAAUACAACAAAGAGAUGUUAAGAUUGACAAAUGAGGUUUUAGAGCUUCUGUCGGAAGGGUUAGAGUUAGAGAAAAAGACAUUGAAGUCAAGUUUAGGAGACGAGAAAAUAGAAUUAGAGAUGAAGAUCAACAUGUAUCCACCAUGCCCACAACCUGAACUUGCAUUGGGAGUAGAGCCUCACACUGAUAUGUCAGCACUUACCUUGCUUGUCUCAAAUGAAGUUUCUGGCCUCCAAAUUUGGAAGGACAACAAAUGGGUCGCCGUUGAUUACUUGCAAAAUGCAAUCUUUGUUCACAUUGGUGAUCAACUUGAGAUACUAAGCAAUGGAAAGUACAAGAGUGUUCUGCAUAGAAGUUUGGUGAACAAGGAAUGCAAGCGCAUGUCAUGGGCAGUUUUUGUUGUGCCACCACAUGAGGUAGUGAUUGGGCCUCUUCCUCCGCUUUUCAACGAUCACGAUCCUCCCAAAUUUUCAAUAAAAACGUAUGCUGAAUAUCGUCACUGCAAAUUCAAUAAGCUUCCCCAAUAGAACAAAUUAUAUGAAAUCAGCACAUGAAUGUGGGUUAUUGCUUAUGCGAAAUUAAGUUUCCUAAUAGCAUAAUUAAGGAAUUUGGUCGCAAUAAGCUCUUCUU
This is a messenger RNA of Arachis ipaensis, 1334 nucleotides long. The record is from RefSeq and is a predicted model, not a curated record. Lineage: Eukaryota; Viridiplantae; Streptophyta; Magnoliopsida; Fabales; Fabaceae.